Molecule: messenger RNA, 2151 nt
Organism: Cylindrotheca closterium
Lineage: Eukaryota; Bacillariophyta; Bacillariophyceae; Bacillariales; Bacillariaceae
Source: the annotation of a GenBank genome assembly
AUGAAGUCUUUUCUUCCUUUUCUCUUGGCGCUCAUUUUGGGCGCAGCCUUGUUCACAUUUGGAUACCGGCAAGGCCACUCUUCUGCCACCGAGAGUGCAGAACAGGUAGCUGAUGGGGGCAAGCCUGCCUUUCAGUUUCCGGAAGGAGAGCUACCGGUCGCGGAAGGAGAAUUGGAGUUGGGCUUUGACGCCCUCGAGAUUCAACCAGAAUCGAAACUGUCAAAGAGACAACGUCGCCUUGCUCGUGAUGAUCGACGUCGGGCCAAAAAGGGUUCCAAAGGAGGAGGUUCCAAGGGAGGUUCCAAGGGAGGAUCAAAAGGAUGCCCCAAAGGCUUCAGGUACUCCAAAGGGGCCAAAGGAUCAAAGGGCUCUAAGGGCUCUAAGGGAGGAUCAGGAACUUGUUUACCGAAUGGAAACGCUCCCUCUCCCGAAAUCCAACCUGUCGGCAUAUCUCCUCUUGCCCCUGUGUCCUCGCCAAUGGCUGCACCCGCCACUGUGCCAUUCACCGUUCCUAUUACAGCACCAAAUUCUCCGCCAAUUGCAUCGCCAGUUGCCGUGACCAUCUCUUAUCACUCCACCAAGGGCGGAGGCUCGAAGGGUUAUUCCAAAGGAGGUUCCAAGGGAGCAGCUCCUUCCUCAGUUGCUUCGCCGACAUUUGGAAGUGCGUCUCCUGCCUCAUUUCCUUCAAGCUCAGCUCCUAUUGUUACCUUUGGAACUCCUUCUGGAUCCACAGCUCCAGCAUCUGCUCCUGGAGGCCCUUCUAUUUACGUCGAAGCUACAGCAAAGGAUUGCCAAGCAAUCACAAACGGACAACUUGUCCAAGGCCAAAACGGUAUGGACAGGUCGACAUUUACAUUUUCAUUCGAUCUCUGGUUAAACAAUGGUGUGACGAACAUGGCAACUGUCAUCGCCACAGCAAAAGCAGCACUGCAAGCAUUGGUUGCUCAAGGUAUUGUGAAUUGUGGUUCGUCCUCCAAAGGAAAAGGAAAAGGAAAAGGAUCAAAUAGAAAGCUACAACAGAGACGCAGACUUCAGCACAAGCACAAACAUCAGAGACACCACCGUCACGGUCGUCACCACCGCAAGGAGCGACGCAGACUGGCAUUGGACCCGAACGUCAUUGCCAACGUGCUCUGGGACCUUGUUACUUGUGUGGAAACAGCAGAGUCACAUGUAACUUGCACUGGACUUGUCGACGUCUUCCUUCGAGGGCCCGCCUCCCCCGAAGAAAUUGCAGCAGUACUCAUAGCCUACCUUGAGAACCCAACUUUCCCAGUUGAUUCUGGUUUGGACCUAGUUGCCUACCUUCUUAACAACGUCAUAAUCCUCCCUCUGGAGGAUCUUCCCCUAGUAACCGCAAGCGACGCCGGAAGCAGAGGCGACCCCCACUUCACAUCUUGGAAGGGUGAGCACUUUGAGUUCCACGGGCAGUGCGAUUUGGUCUUGGCAAAGGAUGCCAACUUCGCGGAUGGGCUUGGAUUGGAUGUUCAAAUCCGAACCAAACUUGUUCGAUAUUGGAGUUACAUCAAGACCGCAGCUGUUCGCAUCGGCGACGAUUUCCUCGAAGUCGAGGGGUCUAGCGAUUUGGACAAUGAUCGGGCCAACUACUGGAUCAACUUUGAUCACCAAGCAAAGUCCAAGACCCUUGGAGGUUUCCCAUUGGCCGUUGUGGAUGAUGGGGCCCGACCUUUCCCCAAGCGCAGAUUUGAGAUCGACUUUGACUCAAAGUUCACUGGCCAGAAGAUUGUGAUUGCCACCUACAAGGAAUUCGUCAAGGUUGAUUUCAUCGAUGCUUCUGCAGAAUCGGUUGGAAACACUAUGGGAAUUUUGGGCGACUUUCGAACUGGUGUGACUUAUGCUCGUGAUCAAUCCACUGUCAUCGAGGACUUCAAUGAAUUGGGUCUCGAAUGGCAAGUGCGCCCAGCUGACGACAUGAUGCUGUUCCACGAUAUCUCCUAUCCACAGUACCCCAAGUCUUGUCUACUUCCCGAAGACCCGCGUGGAGAUCGUCGCCGUCGAAUGGACGAGAGCGGAGUUUCCAUGGAAGAGGCAGAAAAGGCCUGUGCCACUUUGAAGGAUCCAUUGAGUAUCAAGGAUUGCGUGUACGACAUUAUGGCUACUCAAGAUCUAGAUAUGGCGGGUGCAUACUAA